This is a messenger RNA of Cataglyphis hispanica, 2130 nucleotides long. RefSeq names its product sulfite oxidase, mitochondrial (gene shop). The record is from RefSeq and is a predicted model, not a curated record. Gene Ontology annotation, molecular function: molybdenum ion binding; oxidoreductase activity; heme binding. Lineage: Eukaryota; Metazoa; Arthropoda; Insecta; Hymenoptera; Formicidae. Gene Ontology annotation, cellular component: mitochondrion. The transcript is spliced from 8 exons. Bases 241 to 1920 code for a protein of 559 amino acids.
GAUCAAAAGUGCAUUCUAAUCUCAUUCUAUUUUUUAUAUCUUUUCUCGCAGUACAUUUAGCAACACUAGAAAACACUUUUUUUUACUUUUACUCAUCUUUUGUGUUAUCAGAUAUGCAGUUCAUAUCCCAUAUUUGUAUGUCUUACGCUUGCAAAGCGUUAAUACAUAUUAAUACCGAAUUACGUUGUCGACAUUGUGACGAGUUUGAAAUAUUAAAUAAACAAUUUACAAAUUAAUAUUAUGAAUUUAUACUCGAAAAUAUUUUAUGGAAUAAGACAUAGAUCACAGAUACCAUUAUUACAAAUGGUUGUAAGAAAUUAUGCUAAUAUAUGCCAACAAUAUUCUGCAGCGAAAAAAUAUAAAUUUUCUAAAAAUGCACGAAAUUCUGUUACUUCAAAUGUAACAUAUGCUGUUGUUGCUGUAUCAGUUUUAGGUAUAUCCUACUAUGUUUUUAAAUAUAAAAAAAACGUUUAUACUUUUAAUGCAACACAAAAUAUACAAUGUGGUCAAUUACGAAAGGAUAUGAAGGUCUACACCUUGGAAGAAGUAGGAAAACAUGAUAAUAAAAAGAAUCGUAUUUGGGUUACCUUUGGACAAGGAGUAUAUGAUAUAACAGAAUUUGUAGACAAACAUCCAGGUGGUCCCUCAAAAAUUUUGAUGGCAGCAGGAGGUUCAAUUGAUCCUUUCUGGUCAAUUUUUGCCAAUCACAAUACACCUGAAAUAUACUCAUUAUUAGAAUCUAUGAGAAUAGGAAAUAUUUCAGAAGAGGAUGCUAAGUCCAAUAAAAACGAUUUGUACGAUCCAUAUGCAAAUGAACCAACUAGACAUAAAGCCUUAAUAAUCAAUGGUCAUAAACCUUUUUGUGCAGAACCACCGUCUUCAGUGUUAGUUGAGAGUUUUCUUACACCAGUUGAUCUCUUUUAUGUUAGAAAUCACCUCCCAGUACCCCAAAUAGAUUUAAAAGAUUACAAACUAGAAUUAGCAAUAGAGGAAAAAAUAAAAAAGACACUUGAUUUUGAGGCAAUAAAGAAGUAUGACAAGCAUACAAUAACAGCGACUAUUAUGUGCGGUGGAAAUAGGCGUUCAGAAAUGUCAAAAGUAAAACAAUUGAAAGGGAUUAAUUGGAAUGUAGGUGCAGUUGGAAAUGCUACAUGGACUGGUGCACGAUUAUAUGAUAUAUUAAAAGAUUUGGGAAUCAAUGAAGAUGAAUUUGAUCAUGUUCAGUUUGAAGGAUAUGAUUUAGAUCCAUCUGGUACACCAUAUGGUGCAAGUAUUCCUAUUGCCAAAGCUAUGGAUCCAAAAGGAGAUGUGAUUUUAGCUUAUGAAAUGAAUGGUAAACCAUUAAGCAAAGAUCACGGAUUCCCGCUUAGAAUAAUCGUUCCUGGUGUUGUGGGUGCGAGAAAUGUGAAAUGGCUUAAUAAAAUUUGCGUUUCAAAGCAAGAAAGUCAAUCACAGUGGCAACAAGGCGAUUAUAAAGGAUUCUCUCCGAGUACAAAUUGGGACAAUGUAGACUUCAGUAAAUCGCCUGCGAUACAAGAAAUGCCCGUAACAUCGGCAAUAUGCGAUCCACAAAAUUCAGCCAUAGUUGAAGUAAAAAAAGGAAAAAUAGAAGUAAAAGGUUAUGCAUGGUCUGGAGGUGGUCGGAAAAUAAUUCGUGUUGAUGUAACAAAUGAUAAAGGGAAGACUUGGCAUACCGCAGAUUUGAUAGAAGAUCCUCAGGCAAAGCAAGGUCGACACUGGAGUUGGUCAUUAUGGAAAGUGGAAUUACCUGUUGAUAAGAAUAUUAAUGAAAUUGAAAUCUGGGCAAAAGCAGUUGACUCAGCGUAUAAUGUUCAACCAGAGAGCUUUGAUAAUAUUUAUAACAUUCGAGGAAUGCUUUGCAAUGCAUAUCAGAGAAUUAAAAUUAAAUUAAAACAAUAAAUCAAUUAAUUAUUUUUCUUAUGGCUUUUAAUAAGUGAUUUAUUUUGAGCUUGUAUCUUAUGAAUUAAUCAAGAGUUUUGUUAUAAUUAUACUGUAUUAUAUUGACUAUAAAUAAAUCCUUAUAGGUUAAUUGUAAUUAGAAUUAGAAAAAUAUCACUGGAUUGAUAACGAUAUGAAAAAAUUAAAAUUAAAUAAAUUUUUUUACUCAAA